Molecule: messenger RNA, 3261 nt
Organism: Cucumis melo (muskmelon)
Lineage: Eukaryota; Viridiplantae; Streptophyta; Magnoliopsida; Cucurbitales; Cucurbitaceae
Exons: 1
Coding region: 237-3059 (940 amino acids)
Cellular component (GO): intracellular membrane-bounded organelle
Source: RefSeq, a predicted model, not a curated record
AAAGAAAAUAUGGGUCUAAAUUAUUACCCCUCAAAUUUUAGUGAUUAAAAGUUAAGAAGAUGAAGAAAUUAAAACGAAAAAAAAAGAGGCACUUAGGUUCUGGCUUUGCUCACCUCAUGUCAGCCGGCAGGGGCUCGGCCUAGCGAUCCGAUUCUGCAGCUUUUUAUGGAGUUUGACCGAUCGGUACUAAUGGAAUAACUCUUUCCGCCAUAACCCCAUUGCAGUUUCUCAUCAUCAUGUUCUCUCGUUUCUUCACUUCCCAAUUCCCAUGGAUUUCCCUUCCCUUCUUCUUCACCUUCUUCCUCCUUAACAUCCCUUCAACCACUUCCAUGGUACAAUAUCGGAACUCCGGCACCGAUGCCCUUUACGAUCAGCAUUGCAAUCAAAUCGUUCCCAAAUCACCUUUAGACAUCGACCCAUCUUCCUUCGCUGCUCCCACUCCCAGGCUACAGUUCAGGAACAGUUAUUUCUCUGGUGGCGACAAGAUCAUCGGUCAAACCCCAGGUUCGGCCGCCCCUGUUUCUCCUCGAUAUGUGUUUCUUUAUACCCUCAAUGCCCAUAAAACCGUCACCCCUGGCGUGAUUAAACUUCAAGCUAGUUUGGCUCUUCGAGGCUCCACCUCAUAUUUUGGUUCUUUUGACAAUUCCAAACACCGUGGUUUGCGAUUGGUUCGGUAUCGAGGACCGAAGACUCAGCCCUGGAGGCGGAGAGUGGGAUUUGGGCUUGAUGGGUUUUGGUCGGAAACAUCUGGGAAGGUAUGUAUGGUUGGAUCAGGUACGAGUUUAAUGAAUUCAGGGGAUUUACAAAAUUUGAAUGUUGUUCUAAAGCUGGAUUAUCCGACAAACGUUACCAUUUUACAUAGUUUGAUUACUGGAACUUUGGAAAGUUUGAAUGACAAUAGUGGUCCGCAAUUUUUUGAGCCUGUUUCAAUCUUGAGUCUAGCACAGGGUACGGAUUACAAGUAUACCUUUAUAGAUAAAGGAGUUGAGGAUUGCUUGAGUGGGAAUCUUAGAGGUUUAAAUCUAUCUCAAGAUGUAUGUUCUGUAAUUGGUAUGCUUACUGAUACUUUUGACUUGGAGUAUGAGAGUGACUGUGAUGAUGUGAACUGCAAUCCUUUAGGUAAGAAUGUCAAAGACUUGCCUGUUUCAAUGAAUUAUGAAGGAAUUGAGUGCACACAUGAGGGAAAAUUGCGAAUGUUAUUGCACUUUGCGAACUCAAGCUAUCAUGUCAAUAGAUAUUCGUUGGUACCUAACGACACUUUGAUUGCUGAAGGAAUUUGGGAUCAGAAGGAAAACCGGCUUUGUGCUGUUGUCUGCCGAAUUCUGAACUAUACACAAUCGUUAACCAAUGCUUCUGUUGGAGAUUGUUCAAUAAGGUUUAGUCUGAUAUUUCCUGCUGUUUUCUCUAUCAGAAACCGAAGUACUGUUGAGGGUCAAAUAUGGAGCACGAAGUCUGCAAAUGAGCCGGGUUACUUUAAGAAAAUUUGGAUUCGCAGUUAUAAUGAAAUGUUUUUAGAUCCUUCUCAAAUCAAAUAUGAAUAUACUGAGGUUGGAGCACAAAGUUCUUGCCCCCAAAGCAAGAACGUUCAUGGUAAGGGAAAGACAUACCCUAGUGUUAAUUCAUCUGACAUGAGGUUUUAUGUAUCCUUAAAGAACAGCGAAGGGCAGAUUGCAAGGGGUUAUGCAUCACCAUUAUUUUAUGGUCAGCGUGCUUAUCGACGGUUUGCUAACUUUUCUCGAUCUGAGGACAGAGAAACUCCAACGGCACUGGACGCCAAUGGAAAUGGUCUCCUGAACAUUAGCUACAGGAUAAGUUUCAGGUCUCCUGAUUUCAAGUUAGCUGGGGAAAACUUUUCAUCAAAAAAAGUGUUGAUUUCUGCCGAAGGAAUUUAUGAUAGGAAUACUGGUUCUUUGUGUAUGACAGGAUGCUGGCAACGAGAGUUGAUGAAAACUCGUAUAUUGGACUGUCAAAUUGUUGUCAAAGUUCAAUUUCCAUCUCUAGACGCGAGUGGGAUGGAUCAUAUUCAGGGAACAAUUGCAAGCAAAAGGUCAAAGUCAGAUCCUUUUUAUUUUGAUGAUCUGGAAUUAUCUUCAGUUUCACUUUAUAGAAAGCAAGCUGAAGAAUCCUUAUGGAGAAUGGACCUUGAAAUCACCAUGGUUCUGAUUUCCAACACCCUUGCCUGUCUUUUUCUAGUCUUGCAACUCUUUUACGUAAACAAACAUCCGGAGGUGCUUCCGUUCGUUUCGGUUUUGAUGGUGAUAAUUACGUGUUUGGGACACAUGAUUCCUCUUCUGCUCAACUUUGAAGCUUUGUUUGCAGCAAAGCGUAAUCAGCAAAGUGUAUUUCUUGGCAGUGGAGGAUGGCUUGAAGUGAAUGAAGUAAUUGUUAGAGUAGUAACAAUGGUGGCUUUCCUUUUGCAGUUGCGUCUUCUCCAGCUCACUUGGUCAUCAAGACAAGGGAAUACAAGUGAGAAAGGCUUGUGGGAUUCUGAGAAAAAAGUUACUUAUCUGACUUUACCAUUGUAUGCAGUUGGCAUUUCUAUCGCUUGGCUAGUUUACAAGUGGAGAAGUUCUUACAAUAGCUCAUACAGGCCAUUUUUCCAACCAAUCCACAAAGGGUAUCGAUUUCUUCCUACUCGGCAGUUUGGGUACCAGCAAAACUCUUUCUGGGAAGUUCUCAAAUCCUUUGCUGGUUUAGUCUUGGAUGGUUUUCUGGUUCCACAGAUCAUAUUCAACUUGAUAUUUGAUUCUAAGGAAAAAGCUCUAUCAUUCUCCUUCUAUAUGGGAACAACAUUUGUACGUCUACUACCUCAUGCUUAUGACCUUUACAGGGCUCAUCAUACCAGCUGGUACCUUGAUUUGUCAUACAUAUAUGCUAAUCACAAACUAGACUUCUAUUCCACAGCUUGGGACAUCAUCAUCCCUUGUAGUGGUAUUCUAUUAGCUCUUCUCAUAUUCUUGCAGCAGCGUUUUGGUGGUCGAUGCAUACUUCCAAGAGUAUUCCGUAAACAGGUUCCUUCAUAUGAUCAAGUGCCAACCAUAAGCAAUGAGGAAUUGUAAGAUAGGAUGACAGUAUGUAUUUUUAUUAUUGCAAAGAUUCCUUGAGUUUUGAAUCAUACACAAAAAUAGCAGGUUUUCAAUAGGUUUUUCUCUGAAAUAUUUGGCCUAAAUUGUAUUUGAUGGACUGGAGAAAAAUUGUUAAUGUAACUUCCAGGUAAAAUAUAUAAAGAAAAGGUGUGGGAUGGUGACAUUUGGCAGAAAA